AUGCCUCCAGCAAACAGUAGAUUUAAGUUCAAAGUCUCUCAAUCACUUUCGAAUGACACGCUUCCAAAAAUUGAUGUCCCAUUCCCGCCAAACCUUGACCCUCGGGAAUGUAUUACUAUCAAAAAAGACGGCAACAUACCAUUGAAGUCUCCCAAUUGCUUCAUUUUGUAUAGGCUAGCUUUUUAUAAUGAACUUCGAGCUUCAGGAUUUAAUGCUAAACAGAAAAUUAUAUCGGAAAUGGUUUCGCUAUCAUGGCAAAAAGAACCUCUAAUUGUUAAAAAAACAUAUAAAGAGCUCGCCCGUAAAGUGCAUUAUGAGCUUAUCAAAAUGCGACGGCAUUUUUUGGGUUUGACAGAUGAUAUUUCUUCUCUAAUUGAAUGCCCAGAUUCAUCAAAAAAUAUUCCUUGUGACAAUGAAGUUAAUACUCAAUCUAUUCAAAAAACUGACGAUCAAGCAAAUUUGUCGACUACAUUUCAAAAUAAUCAAUUUGAUCAAAACCAAAAUACAAAUAUAAAUACAACCAUUUCAUUAAAAGUUACUGAGUCUGAAGCUAUAAACCUUCGGUUUGAGCCAUCGGAGCAAGAUAUAUUUGUUUGUUAUUCUCCGGUCUUCCCAGUUGGUCAUGAUCACCAUAACCCAAAUUCACCACUUGUUGACAUAGCACCAUUUGAUUUCGAUCUAAACUUGCAGAUUUUUAACACCACAUUCUGUUUGGCAGAUGAAAUCCACGAUGAAUUCACUAAAAGUGAAGAAUUUUCGCAAUCUUUAAAUUGUUAUAAUGAAAUCAAUUUAUUCACAGAAUUACCAGAAAAUCCGGAAGAGUCAAAUAAUUCGCAUUGCUUUAGUGAAAUAUUAGAAGCUCAUGUCCCUUAUUUUACUAGUAAUUUUUUUUAA
Messenger RNA from Ambispora gerdemannii, 894 nucleotides. The record is from the annotation of a GenBank genome assembly. NCBI's taxonomy places the organism in Eukaryota, Fungi, Glomeromycota, Glomeromycetes, Archaeosporales, Ambisporaceae.